AUGCUCGCAACUGGCGGCUCAAUCACCAAAGUCGUCGAAAUCCUCAUCGAAAAGGGCGUAGCACCGGAAAACAUCGUCUUGGCCAACGUCGUCGCAUCCAAACAGGGACUCGACACGGUCGUGAAGAAGUUUCCUGAUUUAAAGAUUGUUACCGCGGCGUUGGAUCCGGAUUUGACUCCUUCGAAGUUUAUCUCGCCUGGUCUUGGGGAUUUUGGGGACCGGUAUUAUGGGACGGUGGAGUAG
Messenger RNA from Monascus purpureus, 243 nucleotides. Lineage: Eukaryota; Fungi; Ascomycota; Eurotiomycetes; Eurotiales; Aspergillaceae. The record is from the annotation of a GenBank genome assembly.